UUGUACUGGCAACUUUCGAGCGGCAUGGCUUUAGUUACAAUGAAUACAUGUGUUUUAAAAUUGAUAUUGAUUUUAUUUUUAAACUUUUUAACGUGUCAUUCAAUAGAUGUCGACAGCAAUGGUUAUAUUGUCUAUUGUCCUUGCAUGGUGCUGGAUUGUCUAAUGAAGCAUGUGUCUAGAGGCCCUGAAAUUGGAAAAAGAAGGUUUGGGAAUCAAGCAGAUCACUUCUUGGGGGCCUUAGGAUUUGCUCAUGGGUUGAAUCGAACAUUAAUAUUACCUCCUUGGGUCGAAUACAGGCCAGGAUAUUCCAAGUCUGUACAAGUUCCAUUUGAUACAUAUUUUAAUGUAGAAAGUCUUCAAAAAUUUCAUAGAGUAUUAACAAUGGAAUAUUUCAUGAAACAUCUUGCUUUGUCUGUUUGGCCUCCUGGAAAUAGAACAGUUUUUUGUUUUACUAGUCGAGGAAAUGGAAAUGGUUGUAAUGCAAAAGAUGGAAAUCCUUUUGGACCAUUUUGGGAUACAUUCAAUAUUGAUUUUGAUAAUUCUGAAUUUUAUUCACCAUUAAAUUAUGAUAUUUACUAUCGUAACAUGGCAGAAAAAUGGAAUAAAAGGUAUCCAUCCGAGAAGUUUCCUGUAUUAGCUUUUACUGGUGCUCCAGCUAGUUUUCCUGUGCAGAAAGAAAAUCGAGAUUUACAUCAGUAUCUUGAAUGGAGUGAUAACAUUAAAAAGAAAGCUACUAAAUUUAUUAAAUCAACUUUACCAACAGGUGGUUUUAUUGGAAUCCAUCUUAGAAAUGGAAUUGAUUGGAGUAGAGCCUGUGAACAUAUUCAGCACAGCCCAUUAUUGUUUUCAGCCCCUCAAUGCCUAGGAUAUAACAAUGAACAUGGUUUUGCUACUAAUGAAAUAUGCUUCCCAUCUAAAGACACCAUCUUGCAACAAUUAAAGAGAGUGGUGAAAGCAGUGAAAGCUCGUUCAGUGUUUGUAGCAUCAGAUAAUGACCAUAUGAUCAAUGCUAUUAAUGAAGCAUUAAAGUAUUUAAAGGUCAAAGCUUUUAAACAAGACAAUGAUGAUCCACAUGUUGAUUUAGCCAUUUUGGGACAAUCAAAUCAUUUUAUUGGAAAUUGUAUUUCAUCAUUUUCUGCUUUUGCCAAGAGGGAGAGAGAUGUUAACAGUUUGCCAUCUUCAUUCUGGGCUUUUCCAGUUGACACAAAGAAAGUGUCACCAGGAACAAUUCAUGAUGAAUUUUAACUUAUCACUUUUUUAUAAAAACUGAAUGGCUGACAUGUUAAUGAGCAAAUAACACUGAAACCAAGUGUAAGUAACCAAUUAGAGGAGGGAAUUUUAUUCCUUUUCGUCAGGAUAGUCUAGAGUCCUGGCAUAUGUGGGUGGCGGUUCUUGAGGCAGAAAAAGACAAGAGUUUACAAAAAUGUUUAUUGGGUCAUUAUAUGCUUACAUUCUAUAGGUCUGUCCGAAAGAUUUGGAGUUCAUAUCUUUGUCGGACUUUUGUCUUCUUAGGGUAUGCCCGAGGUCAGUAAUGAGUUGAGGUUUGGAGACUUAGACAUGUACACAGGUUGGCAGAAAGUCAAUUUCUGAUCAACAAUGAAAUAGGAAUUCUCAGCUCAAA
This is a messenger RNA of Centruroides sculpturatus (bark scorpion), 1621 nucleotides long. RefSeq names its product GDP-fucose protein O-fucosyltransferase 1-like. The record is from RefSeq and is a predicted model, not a curated record. The transcript is spliced from 8 exons. NCBI's taxonomy places the organism in Eukaryota, Metazoa, Arthropoda, Arachnida, Scorpiones, Buthidae. Gene Ontology annotation, biological process: protein O-linked glycosylation via fucose; Notch signaling pathway. Bases 25 to 1245 code for a protein of 406 amino acids. Gene Ontology annotation, molecular function: peptide-O-fucosyltransferase activity.